Messenger RNA from Corylus avellana, 1185 nucleotides. NCBI's taxonomy places the organism in Eukaryota, Viridiplantae, Streptophyta, Magnoliopsida, Fagales, Betulaceae. The record is from RefSeq and is a predicted model, not a curated record.
UCUGUUAAUCAGCGUUCAGCAAGCGACGCUUCUCUCUCCGUGUAUACUGCGUGUGUGUGUCACUGUCUCCCUCCCAAAAUUCCCAAUGCACAGAAGCAAGCAGUAGCACAAGCACAAGCACAAGCAUUGAUCUCUCGCACCUCCUCAAACGCGCGUACAGACAAACCCACCGAAAUGCGGGGCUUAGUCCCACUGCUCGCGGCCUGCGCCGCCGUGCUCGUCUCAGUGGUCUACUGCGUACUUCCGCCCACCCUUCUCCCUCUGGAGAGGGCCUUUCCUUUGACUCGCAGGGUCGAGCUCGACCGCCUCAGAGCACGGGACCGAGCCAGGCACGCCCGAUUCUUGCGAGGCGCGGUCAGCGGCGUUGUCGACUUCUCCGUCCAAGGCUCCUCCGAUCCCUACUUCGUCGGGCUUUAUUUCACAAAAGUUAAAUUUGGCUCUCCUCCAAGAGAAUUCAAUGUACAGAUUGAUACUGGAAGUGACAUCUUGUGGGUUACCUGUAAUUCCUGCAGUGAUUGCCCCCAAUCUAGUGGACUUGGAGUUCAGCUCAAUUUUUUCGAUGCUGCCAGUUCAUCAACUGCUGCGGUGGUCCCCUGCUCAGAUCCAAUGUGCACUUCUGCAUUGCAAACUGCGGCAACUCAAUGCUCUCCUCAGAGUAAUCAGUGUAGCUACUCGUUUCAAUAUGGAGAUGGAAGUGGAACAUCAGGUUAUUAUGUCUCAGAUGCGCUGUAUUUUGACAUGGUUCUUGGGCAGUCUUUGAUUGCUAACUCUUCAGCGCCCAUUGUUUUUGGGUGUAGCACCUAUCAAUCUGGGGACUUGACUAAGACAGAUAAAGCAGUCAAUGGGCACUACAAAAAUUGUCGGGUUUUCAUGAUUUUGCUGAAAGAUACAUCAUGGAUCAAAGAAAUCAUUGUUUCAACCAGAUCCAUGUACCCAAAAGUCUCCAUCAGAUCCAUAGAAUCCAUGCCUUCAAGGGAAAUCAGGAAGAAGAGGGAAUCAGAGAAAGCACAUGAUAGCCUUCACCGGUGCCGGAAUCGACGAAGAUCCACCCUCAUGGCCUUUGGGGUGGUCCAGAUUGAAAUGGGUGUUGCUGGGGGAAUGAAAUACAAGGACCUCAUGGUUUUUGGAGUUUUGGGUUUCUUUGAAUUUUUCCUUUUGGCUUCCAAUUUUCUGUCACUUUCUUGA